Molecule: messenger RNA, 1002 nt
Organism: Eimeria mitis
Lineage: Eukaryota; Apicomplexa; Conoidasida; Eucoccidiorida; Eimeriidae
Exons: 4
Coding region: 1-1002 (333 amino acids)
Source: RefSeq, a predicted model, not a curated record
AUGAGUAAAUUAAAUAUACUUCUUACAGAUAUAGAACCAAAAGAAAACGAUGCAACCGACGGAGAAGACCUCAUGGAGUUGGUGCCGCAUCCGAAAUACAAAACACACAAAGCUGAUGCAGCAGACACAGCUGUGCCCGCAUUCCUUGAGGGUUCAGCUGAUCUGCUUAUAGAAGGAGCAGCAGAAGAACCAGCAGCCGCAACAACUGCUGCAGCACCAACAGCAGCAGCACCGCAACAACCAGCAGCAGCAGCACAACCUGCAGCAGCAGCAGCUCCUCAAGGAACAGCUCCUGCGUCGCCAAUGGCUGCAGCAGCACCUCAGCAGCCACAGCCACUGCCGCAGCAGCAGCCGCAGAGCAGCAGCAGCAGCAGCAGCAGCAGCAGCAGCAGCAGCAAGGAUGGCAGCAGCCAGGGAGCGUCAACUGAUGCAGCAGACACAGCUGUGCCCGCAUUCCUUGAGGGUUCAGCUGAUCUGCUUAUAGAAGGAGCAACAGAAGAACCAGCAGCAGCAACAACUGCUGCAGCACCAACAGCAGCAGCACCGCAGCAACCAGCAGCAGCAGCACAACCUGUAGCAGCAGCAGCCCCUCAAGGAGCAUCCCCCAUGGCUGCAGCAGCACCGCAGCAGCCACAGCCACUGCCGCAGCAGCAGCCGCCCCCGCAGCAGCAGCAGCCACAAGCUGCUGCUGCUCCUACAGCGUCUCAGCCGCCUGCUGCUACCUCCACAGAAGGAGCAGCAGCAGCAGGCCCCGCAUCUGUCUUCAGCAGCAACGGCUCAGCCCCCUCUGCAGCAGCAACACAAGAAGCAACAGCAGAAACACCAACAGCAGGAGCACCACCACCACCACCACCACCAGCAGCAGCACUUCCAGUUGCUGCAGCAACUCCUCCCUCUUCAAGCAGCAACACAGCAACAGCAACAUCAGCACCAGCAGCAUCCGAGCCAAACGCUACUGCACUGGAACACGUCAUCAAGGCAGGAUACACAGACCUCACGUAA